This is a messenger RNA of Dicentrarchus labrax (European seabass), 1132 nucleotides long. It is a transcript of the gene gpx4a, whose product is annotated as glutathione peroxidase 4a. The transcript has 7 exons. Gene Ontology annotation, biological process: response to oxidative stress. The record is from RefSeq and is a predicted model, not a curated record. NCBI's taxonomy places the organism in Eukaryota, Metazoa, Chordata, Actinopteri, Moronidae. Gene Ontology annotation, molecular function: glutathione peroxidase activity.
CAGACUGUGGACCAAAGUACACGUGCAUUUCUGAUUUUUAGUCAUCAGCAGAGAGGGACCUAUUGGAGAAUCGCAGCUCAUCAAUUUUGUUAAUGAUCACCCGCUCCCUUUACAUGAGGACAGUGGAACGUGAGCUCUCUCAGUAAGUGGAGCUGUGGUCUGACAGUGAGGGUGUAGCUGAAGACACAGAUUUGAUUGUUGUCUGCCUUCAGAGGACCUUACUGAAGGGCAGUCAUGCGCCUGAUAGGGUCCGCUGUGCUUUUCUCUGUCCUGCUACAGGCUAUGUCUGCUCCGACAGAGGACUGGCAGAGGGCCACGUCUAUUUAUAACUUCUCAGCGACAGAUAUUGAUGGCAAUGUGGUUUCCCUAGAAAAAUACAGGGGGAAUGUUGUCAUCAUCACAAACGUUGCCUCUAAAUGAGGUAAAACCCCAGUGAACUACUCUCAGCUUACGCAGAUGCACGCCAAGUAUGCUGAGAGAGGUUUACGUGUCCUUGCCUUCCCUUCUAACCAGUUUGGGAACCAGGAGCCCGGCAAUGAAACUCAGAUCAAGCAGUUUGCCAACUCCUACAAUGCUCAGUUUGACUUGUUCAGUAAGAUUGAAGUGAACGGGGCCAACGCUCACCCCUUGUGGAAGUGGCUGAAAGAUCAGCCUAACGGGAGAGGCUUCAUGGGGAACAGCAUCAAGUGGAAUUUCACCAAGUUUUUGAUCAACAGAGAGGGUCAGGUGGUGAAGAGAUAUGGACCCCUGGAUGAUCCAAGUGUGGUGGAGAAGGAUCUUCCUCGUUACCUGUAACAGUAACCUGCAACGCCAAAUGGGUGAUUGAUGCCUCACAAACCGAUACUCCGUCCAUUUUGCCCUUUGAUCUCCUGUCUCUGCCUCUCCAAGCACCAGUGGAUAUAGUUUGGGUCCACCCCAGAUUAGUGAUGGUCUGUUCAUAAACCCGCAUGACGGACAGAGCAGACCUGAUGAAAGUGGCGUGCAAACCUCCUGGGCGCUCCAAGCUUACAUUCAUUUGGUUCUCUGGAGAGAAGGAGAAAAAGAUCCUUAAAUGCAUCAUUAACUCUGUCAGUAUAUUAAUGUGUGGCAGUGUUUUCAUAAUAAAAUGCACUAACAUUUUGUUCUAAUGAUA